Messenger RNA from Neurospora crassa OR74A, 1632 nucleotides. RefSeq lists its product as hypothetical. NCBI's taxonomy places the organism in Eukaryota, Fungi, Ascomycota, Sordariomycetes, Sordariales, Sordariaceae. The coding region runs from base 1 to 1632 and encodes 543 amino acids. The record is from RefSeq and is a predicted model, not a curated record. The transcript has a single exon.
AUGGGUUCCGCUACAAUAAACCUUCCCACCAUCCACCUCGACACCACCCUGACGGAUCUCUACAAGCUCGCCGACCCCUCCACCGCGCACCUCCGCCUCGGCUUCGUCCUCUGCGGCGUCAACUCCGCCAUCGCCCUGACCCCUUCCUUCCCUCGCAACAAGAAAUAUCUUUACCAAGACAGUCCCUUCAACAACAUCCCGCCCGCCGAGCUCAAAGAUGCUGCCGCCUCGUCAACCACAACAGAGCUCCAACGCUCCAUAGCCCUCAAAUACCUUUCGCUCAUCCCCCAACGCGACGCCUUCAUCACCGGCGGCCCACACACCCCCACCAUCUUCUUCAACGUCUCACCCGGCUCCGCCUUGCAAGAGGCGCACGACCGGCACGAGGCCGAAGCGACGAUUGCUGUUCUGAGCCCCGAGCAGAGGCCGAAAUUGGUAUUCUGUUCCGGACCCGCCGAGAUACCUGUAAAAGAGCUAGGGAUCGAUAGGUUAGCGGUCAAGAUCAUGCUUGAUGACCUUGAAAAAAAGGGGUAUCCGUUGGUGGUGAACCAGGAGACUCAGUGGUUUUUGAAUAGCAAGGCUGGACUUGCUGAGUCGGGGCUGCCGACGCCGAGGGCGGAGGUGGUUGAUGUUGAGGGGUUUGUACCGCCGUUGGCGGGUGGGGAAUGUUGUGAGGUUUGUCGGGCGGAGGAUGAUGUGGUGGGGAAAGGUGGUAUGAGGUUUGUCCCCGCGGGGUGUAAAGGGGCCAGGGGACAGUGGUUGGAAGAGCAGAUGAAGAGGAUCGUGGAGAAGGUGGAUGCUAGACAAGCACCGUUUGUGUUCAAGACCCAACAAACGUUUGGCGGGGCGGGGACGUGGGUGGUUAGUGACGAGGAAAAGAAGCGGGAGUUGGUGAAGAAGUUAAUGGAUGAUGAGACCGGAGUGUUGAGGAAGCUUCUGUCGCAGGUGACUGCUAAAAAUCAGCAGUUGAAGCCCGGGUCGGUGGUGCUGAGCGAGAUGGUGCGCGAUCCCGUGGGGGACUACGGGGUGACAUUUUUGGUGAGGAAAGGAGGCGAGGCGACGUUUUUGGCGGCGUCGGAGCAGAUGAUCAAUGAGGAUAAUGCGUGGAUUGGGAGUACAAUUAAUUACGCGCGCCAGGACAGGCUGAAGGAGAAGUUUGAGGGGAUCAUGAGGCAGACUGCUGAGUGGGUGGGUAAGCAUGGAUACAUUGGACCCGUGGGGAUUGAUGUUUUGGAGACGAAGGAUAUUCCAAAGGAUGAACUGGUUCAAGGGAACGGCAUUUCUUCCGCGGAUGGCGAGAAGACGGCGCAGUAUAUUGUUGACUUGAACGUGAGGACGUCGGGAUCACUGGCGUUGCCGUUGCUCAAAGGUCACUUUACGAGCAGGGGUAUGACUUGUGCGAGCAGUUUCUCUACCACGCUGCGGGGGUCGAGGAAGCAGUUUAUGGAGACGUGGAGGGAGGAGUUUGAAACUGGGCGGAUGCUGAUCAUGGCAUGGUAUGAGGAUGAUAUAGGCAACGAGGAAAAGGAGGUGGAGAGUAUUGGCGAUGUGGUGGUGGGCGGGAAGGAUGAGAAGGAUUUACAGGAUCUGAUGAAGAGGGUGAGGGAGAGUACUGAAGAGGUGACGUUUUGA